This is a messenger RNA of Achroia grisella, 1221 nucleotides long. Its product is annotated as odorant receptor 46a-like. The record is from RefSeq and is a predicted model, not a curated record. The transcript has 8 exons. NCBI's taxonomy places the organism in Eukaryota, Metazoa, Arthropoda, Insecta, Lepidoptera, Pyralidae. Gene Ontology annotation, biological process: detection of chemical stimulus involved in sensory perception of smell; sensory perception of smell. Gene Ontology annotation, cellular component: plasma membrane. Gene Ontology annotation, molecular function: olfactory receptor activity; odorant binding. The coding region runs from base 1 to 1221 and encodes 406 amino acids.
AUGGCUAAAUAUUCUGUUUUAGAAGCGUUUGCUCCUCAUAUCAAAGCACUUGCAAGAGUAGCUUAUUACAAAAUUCCUUCUAAAGAUGAAUCGACUGCACAGAGAGUACUAUACGAGAUAUAUCGUUUCAUUAUGUGGUUUUUCAUUAUACUUUACAAUUUGCAGCAUUUGAUUCAUGUAGUUCAGGUUCGAUACAGCACCGACCAGAUUGUAAAUACGCUGUUUAUAUUGCUGACCACUCUCAACUGCUUUGGCAAACAGAUUACCUUCAAUGCGAGGAGUGGACGUCUCAAAAAAAUCUUUGACAUUAUUGAGGGACCACUUUUCGCUCCAACUAAUCCUUAUCAUCUGGAAGUGAUGAGAAGUAAUGCAGUGUUUAUGGCACGUCUGAUCUUCAUCUAUCACGCUGCCUCUAUGUCUUGUGCUGCUCUCUGGCUUGUUUAUCCAGUAGCAAAUAGAGCAUUGGGCAAUGAAGUAAUAUUCACAGGUUAUGUACCAUUCGACACAAGUGAAUCGCCUCUUUUCGAAGUAGCUGUUGGGUAUUUUGCAAUUGUUCUUUCAAUUCAAGCCUAUGGUCACGUUGCCAUGGAUUCUAUGAUAAUAGCACUCUACCGACAAGCCACAGUGCAGAUAAAAUUACUCAGAUACAAUCUCGAACAUCUCAUGGAUGUAGAUGGUGACAUUGCACAAAUAGCUGCUAAUAUUACCAAAACGAAUAAAGAACAGAUCAUUUACAAAGACAAUAUGAAUGACGCAGUAAAUAGGACACAAAGACGAAUAGUGAAAUCUGCUAAUCAUUAUAAGGAAAUAGUGAGUUAUAUAAAAGAGGUAGAGUCCAUUUUCAACGGCGCCAUGAUCAUUCAAUUCUUUGUGAUGGCUUGGGUGAUAUGUACGACUGUAUAUAAAAUUGUUUUACUCAACAUAUUGUCACCGGAAUUUAUACCGAUGGUCAUGUACUUGGGUUGCAUGCUUGGUCAACUCUUUCUAUUUUGUUACUUUGGAUCUGAACUGAAAGUAGAGAGUGAAUUUAUAAGCCAGUCAGUUUACACGGGUGACUGGUUGGCACUGUCCCCGAGUCAUCGUCGAGAACUCCUACUGCUAAUGUGUUUCUGCUCGAGACCUCUGGCUCCUCGCACCGCAUAUAUAAUACCCAUGUCAUUGGAUACUUACAUUGGGGUGCUGAAAUCAUCGUACAGUCUAUUCACAGUUUUAAAUCGAUAA